GCCAGAAGUAAUUAAAGGGGUGAAUAUCAUGGAAUGAUGUAGGGUGUAUUGCACGGAGAACACAUGAUUCUAAGCCGGCAGAUUUCAAUCAACAGUUUUAUCGACACAUGGUGCGGGUAACCAGGCCAUGGCGCUGAGCCUUGCUGCGCUGCGCCGACGACACAUCCUCUUCGUUCUCAUCCUAGUCUUCAUUCCGUGCAGCAUCUUCGUGCUGUUUUCUCAGCCAGAUAUGACUCAGGAACAAGCUGUGGUGCAGAGGAUAGCAGAGUUACAGUUGAAGUUGCAGCAUCUGGAAGCCAUGUACAGAGAGAGGGAAGAAGAUGUGCACGUGCUGACACAGCAACUAGGUCAGCUGCUGAUGGAGACGGUACCUCCUGGUGGUAACCUCAGCACUUCACUGCCUCUGCAGCUUAGUCCUGAGGCUCGUACAUUGCUGAGGAACAUGACAGGACUGAAGCCAGGUGGAGGAGAUGCUGCUCAAGUGCUGAGACUACCCUCUGCGUACCACUUCCUGCCACAUCUACUGCUGAGUCCAUCCAGUCUACGGCCUGCUAUCAGCAUAUCCAGGGGACGGUCUGGAGUGUCUGUCGUGCUGGGGAUCCCCACAGUCAAGAGAGAAGUCCAAAGCUACUUGUUGGCAACCUUGCAGAACAUCCUGGAUAGUAUGACACAGGAAGAGGAAGAGGAUGUCGUCAUUGUGGUCUUCAUAGCUGAGACUGAUGAAGAAUAUGUAAAUCAAGUUGCAAAUGAAGUUAGAGACCACUUUGUAGAGGAGGUGGAGACUGGGCUGAUAGAGAUCAUUGCUCCUACAGCAUCCUACUACCCAGACUGGAACAGCCUGAGGGUUACUCUUGGGGACUCCAAGGAAAGGGUGAAGUGGAGAUCCAAGCAGAACCUAGACUUUGCCUUCCUGAUGAUGUAUGCCCAACCCAAGGGUAUGUUCUACAUACAACUGGAGGAUGAUAUUUUGGUCAAGCCACAGUUUGUUACUACAAUGAAGACUAUUGCUCUGGAGCGAAUAGCCAACAAGCAACAGUGGUUCGUCUUAGACUUUUGCCAGCUGGGUUUCAUAGGUAAAAUGUUUCGCUGUGUUGAACUACCUUGGCUAAUCCAGUUCUUCUUCAUGUUCUACAAUGACAAACCUGUGGAUUGGCUGCUAGACCAUGUCAUCCACACAAAGGCUUGCAACUUAGAAAAAGACAAUAAACAAUGCAAGAAAGACAAAGAAGAACUUUGGAUUCACUAUAAACCCUCGUUGUUUCAACAUAUUGGUACUUACUCCUCUCUGAAGGGGAAGGUACAAAAGCUCAAGGAUAAGCAGUUUGGUAAGGUGAAUCUGUUCACUCCACACAGCAACCCCGAUGCCGAGGUGGCUACAGAGAUCAAGGCAUACAAGCAGUACACUCUCAAGCGAGCAUAUGAGGGUGAGACGUUCUUCUGGGGCCUUUUACCACAGCCAGGCGACCACCUAGUCUUCUCCUUCAAGGCGCCACUUUAUAUUAAAAAAUAUGUGUUCCGCAGCGGAAACGCUGAACAUCCGUCUGACAAACUUUACAACACCACAGUGGAAGUGUCACCAGUGAGGAUGCCGGCAAACUACGACACUUACAACACUACUUCAGAUGGUUACGUCAUUAUAGGCAAGUUUGACAAUUUGGGGGUUGCAGAGGGUAUAGUUCCUAGGAUUCUUGGGCCCAUCAAACACCUGAGAUUAACUGUUCAUAGCGAAACAGAAAACUGGGCCAUUCUCAGUGAGAUAUCCAUCACCCCAGAUCUAGGCAGAUGACACCACAUGACUGGCUACAGACGCCCUCAUUCUUGAUGUGCCAUCUUGACAACAACCAUCUCAACGGCUUUUCAACUUAAUAACUAAGGGUCUGCGGGUCUUUGAUAUUUUUGGGUAGGGCCAAAAGUUAGCUCAAGCAGUUGGUUGGGGCGGGUCAAGCUUUGGUCGAGUCGAGUACUUCUUUUCGUGAAAGCAUCUUCGAAGAUGCGCGAUAGAAAAUUUACAAUUUCUCUGUGAUCUUGGAAGAUGUUCACAAUUUCUCAUUGAUUGUAGAAGAUGAUGUUCAUGAUGUGGUUUGACCCCAUAAGAUUGUCAAAAUUUUGUCAGGUACAGAGAAAAUAUUGACGAUUGAUGAUAUAGGGAAUAACAAGUUCAAUAUUUUAUAAGCCAAAUGAAGCACUACAAAUAAUUAACUAAUGUUUAAAAAAAAUUAAAAAAGAGCUAUACUAAAACCAAAGUUUUUCUUUGGCUAAAAAUGAAAGCUAGUAAAAUAGUUAAAUUCAACUCACUCUCAUUAUUUUUUUUAUAUUUUAUUGUGAAUUUUCCAGACUGGGAAUAAGCUAUUUGUUCUUCACAAUUGAUCCCCUUAACCCGAGAGCCAAAAUUGUCAAACCGACCCGACCCAAAGUAAAAAGUCCUGGCCCGCAGACCCCUAUUGAAAAUGUGAUUAAUAUAAUAAUUUAAGAAUCGUAACUGAAAUUUUAUAUUUUUACUACGCUGCUAAGCAGCAAGGUCAGACGGAGCCGAACGUGCCACGCUUCUUGUAUAAAAUGUCGUUAUAAGCUGCUAGUCUGAUAUAGCCAUAGUUUAGUGUUGAACUCCGGUAGUAUUUUAGUUUGUGCACAUGAAAAAAAGGCUGUGAUGUACAUAUAUUAUUUAAUUAUGUUAAGCAUUUAGGUUAGGUUUUAUUUUAUUGAUUAAGCCUUUUAAUGAUAUUAAUAUUAAUAUAUUUCAAACGUUUUAUGUAUUGUGAUAUAAUUAUUCAGAAUGUUUAGCCUAAGUUUACUGUGAGUUCUGUGAGAUAUUAGGUUACCAUUUGAAACAUCACUUGUUAUUUAAUAACGGUGUAUCAUAGAUACUUAGUCUAAUAUUUUACAAUAAUAAUAUUUAUAUACACUAAUUCAAUAUAGUCUCUAUUCAAGGUUUAUUAUUUAAAUUAAUAUCAUUUAUCUAUUAAUUUAACAAAAAAAAAUUAUAAUUCUGCAAAAAAUAUAUUUUUGAAAUAUCUUAAAGUAGUGCAGAACUUAGGAAUUUUCUUUGAGUUCAAAAUAAACUUUUAUAUACUAAAAGUAGAUCAUCAUGUUGACCAUUAUGACUAUUCUAUAAGAUAAUAAGAUUUACAAAAAGUGUAUGUAUAAAAAACUGAUGUCCACAAUAAUUGAAGUGGACUUAUCAGUCUAAAUUUUAUAUAUUAUAUCUUACGAUCAGUCCCUUUGUUCUACAUCUUUGGCUAUUAUCAAUAUAACAGCACUUAAAUAUAUUAUACAGGGUG
Messenger RNA from Macrosteles quadrilineatus (aster leafhopper), 3278 nucleotides. RefSeq names its product alpha-1,3-mannosyl-glycoprotein 4-beta-N-acetylglucosaminyltransferase B-like. Gene Ontology annotation, molecular function: acetylglucosaminyltransferase activity. Lineage: Eukaryota; Metazoa; Arthropoda; Insecta; Hemiptera; Cicadellidae. Gene Ontology annotation, biological process: protein N-linked glycosylation. Bases 128 to 1786 code for a protein of 552 amino acids. The record is from RefSeq and is a predicted model, not a curated record. Gene Ontology annotation, cellular component: endoplasmic reticulum; endoplasmic reticulum-Golgi intermediate compartment; Golgi stack. The transcript has 14 exons.